AUGUCACUUUUCCUCAAGCUAAAUAGACUUAAAAAUUGCUUGAGGAAUUUAAAUAAGGAAUGCUACAUCAAUAUUUCUGCAAGGGUUAAGCAAAAGAAAGAUGAGCUGGAACAAAUUCAACACUCAACCCUCAAAAGAAAUAGCUCCAUUGAUACUGAGUUAAAAAUUCAGAGUGAGAAUUCAUCCCUUGAAGCAGCAGGAAACAUGUUUUUAAAACGGAAGGCUAAAAUUCAAUGGCUCAAGGAGGGUGACAAAUGUUUUAAAUAUUUCCACUCUGUCAUUGCUUCCAAAAACAAAAGGGAAACCAUUAGAGUUCUUGUGAAUGAACAAGGCAGUAGACUUGAGGCAUUUGAUGAGAUGGCUUCUGAACUAAAUCUUCCUUAUGAAGCUAUAGCAGAUUUAGAAAAAUACAUCACUGUUGAGGAGAUUAAAAAUGUUAUCUUCAGUCAAGGAAAUGAUAAGGCUCAUGGCCAUGAUGGUUUUACACCAUUCUUCUUCAAAAACUCCUGGUCAGUGGUUGGUGAGGAUGUAACAAAAGCUAUAAAAUUCUUCUUCCAUAACUCUUUCAUUUUGCCAACUUUUAACUCUACAAUUAUAGCCCUGGUUCCAAAGAUCACUAAUCCUAUCAAGAUUCAUGUCAAAAGGUUGAUCAACCUGCUGCUUGAAAUUAUAACCCUCAACCAAUCAGCCUUUGUCAAAGGUAGAAAUAUAAUUGACAAUACUCUUCUAGCACAAGAACUUGUUAAAGGCUAUGGAAGGAAAUCAAUUUCUCCAAGGUGUGCUAUCAAGAUAGACCUUCAAAAAGCAUUUGAUUCUCUUUACUGGGGAUUCAUCUCUUUAAUUCUUAAGGCCAUUGAUUUGCCACCUAAAUUCAUUGUUUGGAUUGAAGCUUGCUUCACUGAAGCUAGAUAUUCCAUUUCUUUCAAUGGAUCUUUGAUUGGUAUUUUCGGAAACCUUGAAAUCAUUAAUCUUUCUACUAGUUUCAAGUAUGGUCACCUUCUAGUGAUAUAUAGUGGGGUUCUGCUUGUCACCAGAAAACUCACUGCUAAUUAUUGUACUCCUCUUAUUGACAAGAUCAGAUUAAGAAUUCAUCAAUGGUCUGGGAAGUACCUAAGUUACACUGGAAGGUUAGAACUUGUUAAAAUUGUCCUUCAAAGUAUUGCUAACUUUUGGUGUAGAGAAUUUCUUCUUCCUCAAGCUGUUAUUAAUAUGAUUAACCAGCUAUGCUCAUGUUUCUUAUGGAAAGGCUCUGACACUGCAGCCACUGGUACAAGAGUAAGCUGGGGAAAUAUUUGUUGUCCUAAAUCCGAAGGAGGGCUAGGAUUAAAGGAUUUAAAAUCUUGGAAUAAGGUGUGCAUGAUGCAGCUCAUUCGAAAUCUUCUUGAUGGUGAAGGCUCCUUAUGGAUUGCAUGGAUUUAUAACUAUGUGAUUAAAUCUAAAGAUUUUAGACUGAUGUCCGAAAGUGUUUCCUCCAGCUAUAGCUUUAAAAGACUUUUAAAACUGAAAACAGAGGCCCUCACCAUUCUUAAUGCAUGA
This is a messenger RNA of Hibiscus syriacus, 1536 nucleotides long. RefSeq lists its product as uncharacterized. The transcript has 5 exons. NCBI's taxonomy places the organism in Eukaryota, Viridiplantae, Streptophyta, Magnoliopsida, Malvales, Malvaceae. Bases 1 to 1536 code for a protein of 511 amino acids. The record is from RefSeq and is a predicted model, not a curated record.